CGACCAAUCUCGCCGGAAACAGAAUCUCCUCUUCUUCACCGCCAUGUUUUCUUCUUCUCCAGAUGUUUAUAGCCCUCUCGUGCACAAUAGCAAUCGGGACAAACCUAAGCCAGUUCAUCUGCAUCGGGAGAUUCACAGCAGUGUCAUUCCAAGUCCUUGGCCAUAUGAAGACGAUCUUGGUGCUGGUAAUGGGCUUUUUCUUCUUUGACAGAGAUGGUCUAAACCUGCAUGUGGUUCUUGGCAUGAUUAUUGCUGUACUCGGGAUGAUUUGGUACGGUAAUGCCUCGUCCAAGCAAGGUGGCAAGGAGAAGAAGAACUAUUCUCUUCCAACGACCCGACAACAGAAACAGGGAGCUGCUUCGGACUCUGAUGAAUACCAAGGUAAAGCUUAGCUAAUAGUAAAUGAUCAGUUUCACA
Molecule: messenger RNA, 417 nt
Organism: Arabidopsis arenosa
Lineage: Eukaryota; Viridiplantae; Streptophyta; Magnoliopsida; Brassicales; Brassicaceae
Source: the annotation of a GenBank genome assembly